AUGAGCGUUCGGGUUGUUGCACGUAUUCGCCCACUCUUGAAGUCAGAGCGAGAGUUGGACGUCAUCCUCCGCAGCGGAUCGAACCAAGUGGUACCCGGGAAGGUCGAGAAAAAGAGCUCACAGGAAAAUGCAAAGUUGGCAGCAUUAAGGGAUCGGGAUACUAUGGUGCGGAUCCCAAACCCAAAGAAUGAAAACGAGGAGUAUUCUUUCCAGUUCAAUGCUGUGUACGACGCGGAUGCCUCGCAGCAGGAGCUCUUCGACGCAGAAGUUGCACCUACAACCAAACACCUUUUCAACGGCUUUGAUGUCACACUGUUCGCAUAUGGAGUGACAGGGACCGGGAAAACGCAUACUAUGCGAGGCGGUAAAAGCCUAGCGGAUAGAGGCGUGAUCCCCCGUUUUUUGAGUAGCAUUUACAGGCGCAGCCGCAAGAUUGAAAAGGAUAGCGAAGGAAAGACGACAGUCAACGUUUCCUUAAGCUAUUAUGAGAUUUACAAUGACAAAGUCUACGACUUGUUCGAGCCUCCGGAGAAGAGAACAUUUGCAGGGUUGCCCCUUCGAGAUAAUGGCGGGAAGACUGUAGUUGUAGGUCUGACGGAGAAACCUUGCUCGAAUCUGAAGGAGUUUGAGGCCCUGUACGAUCACGCAAACAUAAACAGAUCGACAUCUGCAACGAAGUUAAAUGCUCACUCCUCGCGGUCUCAUGCUAUCCUAUGUGUCAAGUUAACAAUUGCUUCUGAUGAUAAGAUUUGUGUCAGUACCGCAUCCGCCAUCGAUCUAGCUGGCUCCGAAGACAACCGCCGGACAGACAAUGACAAGGAGCGCAUGGUUGAAUCUGCCAGUAUCAACAAAAGCCUUUUCGUUUUGGCACAGUGUGUGGAGGCGAUCGGUAAAAAGCACCAAAGGAUCCCGUACCGGGAAUCUAAGAUGACAAGAAUCCUAUCAUUGGGCCAGAACAAUGGGUUGACAGUGAUGAUUCUCAACCUUGCACCCGUGAAGUCCUAUCAUUUGGACACAUUGAGCUCGCUCAAUUUUGCUAAUCGUACGAAGAAGAUUGAGGUGCGUGAGGUGGAGAAUGAGCCGAUUUUCAAGGGACCUUCAAGACCAGCAACGCGGCCUUCCGUAACAAGCUCUCAACGACAACCUCUACGACCGUUGACAGCGUCUGUAAACGUGAGCCUUGCCGCCGCAACCAACAAGGACGCGGCCAAGCCUGGUGAUGGUAAACCGGUGAAGGCAUUCCACGUCUACUCUGAUAAGCCUCUUCCGAGACAGUCCACGCAGUUCAAGAAGCCGGAAAUGCCCAAACGACCCUCACUGACUUCUGAUCCUCAUUCAUCUCGUCCCUUGAAGACCAGUCGCAUUGCACAACCUAUGCCAGUGCAUAAGCACCAUGAGGACAUCUCCCCGUCGAUGAUCGAGGAAAUGGUGGAAAAGAAAGUAGAGGAAAUCCUAGCCGUCAGGGCUGCCAGUGAACAAUCAAGACAAACUCAAGUCCGCGAAUUGAACGAAAAAGUACAAAAGCGGCUUGAGCUUCUUGAACAGCGUAUCGAGGGUACCGAGGACGCAAGGGCCGAGGGGCUGUCGUACCUGCUCAUGGCUAAACAGCACCAGGGGCGUGGAGAAGAUACCUAUGCGCUGAAGAUGUAUCAGUUGGCGUUGCCCUUCUUCCCAAACAAUGAGAAGCUUGCGACAAAGAUUGCUAGAUUAAAGGAACGUAUCCAGGCCAAACUUCACUUGGAUGCAGGACCCACAGGCACUCCGGCUCCUCCGUCAGCCAAAAGAGAGCUUGGAAGUAUUCUAUCCAUUAAAAAGCAGCCCGCAAAUGUAGGCACCAAGCGUCACGCUUGGGAUAUGGAUUCAGACUACGAGAACCCAGGAGAGAAUUUCGGGGGGAUGAGCGAUGACAACGACUUAGAAGCAUAUCAUCCGAGACGCAAGAAGCGCACCAAGACCAAGUCUCGCAUUGACGAGGAAUCAGAUAUCGUCAAAUGCGAUGAGCCGACACCGUCCCCUCGGACAAUCCACCUUCUAUCGAUCAUUAACUCGCGCGAUGUGAGCCAAAUCAAACUAUUGAAAGGCGUUGGGGUCAAGAAGGCAGAAGCCAUCGUUGAUUGUCUGUGUGAAAUGGACCAAAACCCAGCCGGCCACGUCGACUCACCCCACGUGCAGAUCAACAGUCUCACAGAACUGAGCAAGCUAAAGGGGGUGGGUGUAAAAACCGUUGAAAGCAUGAGAAAUGGGGUUUUGGUAUAG
This is a messenger RNA of Aspergillus tanneri, 2256 nucleotides long. RefSeq names its product kinesin family protein. Bases 1 to 2256 code for a protein of 751 amino acids. The record is from RefSeq and is a predicted model, not a curated record. Gene Ontology annotation, cellular component: microtubule; kinesin complex. The transcript is spliced from 3 exons. NCBI's taxonomy places the organism in Eukaryota, Fungi, Ascomycota, Eurotiomycetes, Eurotiales, Aspergillaceae. Gene Ontology annotation, molecular function: microtubule motor activity; ATP hydrolysis activity; microtubule binding. Gene Ontology annotation, biological process: microtubule-based movement.